AUGCCUGAAGCUAUCAUGCCCCAGAAGCGGGCUCUAGCCGACGCUACCAACAAGGAACGCAACAUCCUCGCAUCUUCCAACGCGAUGAAGAAGCGCAAGAUUGACAACGAGUCCGGUGGGCUCAAGCCAUCUACACAAAGACCCUUCCGAAAAGGAUUCGGCUCAACGCAGCCCCAAAAGAGCACUUUCGAGGAAGAGGUUCUGGAGAAGAUGACCCAGGAUAUCAACGAUCUUAAAGAAAGCAAUGCCGAGAAGGACCAGCAAUGGGAACGCCCUCCUGUUGGAGCGUUCGAUCCAGCAACAGACAACAUUUCUUUUCAGCAGAUUGAUGCGGAAGAAGGGCGGAUGGCUGGAGAUAAGAUGGCUGUCCGACUCUUUGGUGUUACCGAGGCAGGCCAAUCAGUUUUGCUCCACGUCACCGGGUUUCAACACUACCUCUACAUCGCUGCCCCGGUCGGCUUCACCAAGGAAGAUUGCCAGCCCUACAAAGCUUUCCUUGAGACCAAACUGGCACAGAACUCCCCAGCCAUCCAACGCGUGGAGGUCACCUUACGAGAGAAUAUCUAUGGGUUUCAGGGUAACCAGAAGAGCUGGUACCUCAAAAUUACCGUUACGGACCCGAGGUUCAUUGCCAGACUGCGUAGCGCUCUGGAAACUGGCAGUGGUACCAUGAACUAUAAGGGCUUGUGGAGCAGCUCUGAUAGUGGAAUCCUCACUUUUGACAAUAUUCAAUAUCUAUUGAGGUUCAUGAUCGAUACUGGUCUGCACGGCAUGUCAUGGGUCGAAGCGCCGGCCGGGAAAUACCAGCUUAUCGCAGAAGACGAGAAGCAGUCAACUUGCCAAUUGGAGGCUAUCAUUGAUUAUCGCGACAUGAUCGCCCAUGCACCUAAUGGUGAAUGGGCCAAGAUGGCCCCCCUUCGCGUCCUGUCUUUCGACAUUGAGUGUGCUGGUCGGCAAGGAAUCUUCCCUGAGCCUAACGUCGACCCGGUCAUUCAGAUCGCCAAUGUUGUCUCUCGAUACGGUGACAGCAAGCCCUUCGUUCGAAACGUUUUUUGCCUUGAUACUACCAGUCUCAUUGUGAACACCCAGAUCUUGGAAUUUGACAAGGAGGAGAGGAUGCUCAUGGCCUGGAAAGAGUUCGUGCAGAAGGUCGAUCCUGAUGUGAUCAUCGGGUACAACAUUGCGAAUUUCGAUUUUCCCUACCUUCUGGAUCGGGCGAAACAUCUAAAAUGCACCAACUUCCCUUACUGGACACGAUUGCAGAAGAUGAAAACGGAAGCUAAGGAGUCCAGUUUCUCUAGCAAGCAGAUGGGCAACCGAGAGACAAAAUCUACGAAUACCAACGGCCGAAUCCAGCUUGAUCUUCUCCAAUUGGUGCAACGCGAUCAUCAACUUCGAAGUUACACCCUCAAUUCCGUGUCGUACGAGUUCCUCGGCGAGCAAAAGGAAGACGUCCACCACACAAUGAUUACGGAAUUGUUCAAUGGUACUCCAGAUUCCCGUCGUCGUUUGGCGGUAUACUGCCUGAAAGAUGCUUAUCUGCCACAACGAUUAAUGGACAAACUGAUGUGUCUUGUCAACUACACCGAGAUGGCAAGAGUCACGGGUGUUCCAUUCAUGUACCUGCUCUCUCGCGGCCAACAAGUCAAGUUCAUCAGUCAACUAUUCCGAAAGGCUCGGGAGGAACAGCUUGUCAUUCCCAAUUCCAAAUCCCAGGACGAGCAGGACUAUGAGGGUGCGACCGUUAUCGAACCGAAGCGAGGAUACUACGGUGUACCAAUCGCGACCCUCGAUUUCGCAUCUCUGUACCCUUCUAUCAUUCAAGCGCACAACCUCUGCUAUACAACCCUUCUCAACAAAAACAGUGUGGAAAAACUCGGUCUCAAGAAAGACGAGGAUUAUAUCGUGACGCCAAACGGAGACAUGUUCUGCACCGCCAAAGUCCGAAAGGGUCUUCUGUCUCAAAUUCUCGAGGAACUUCUGGGAGCGCGAAAACGCGCGAAGAAGGAGCUGGCCACUGAGAAAGAUCCCUUCAAAAAGGCUGUGCUGAACGGUCGUCAGCUUGCUUUGAAGAUCAGCGCAAACAGUGUGUAUGGUCUAACAGGUGCUACUGUUGGGAAGCUGCCCUGUUUGCCCAUUGCCAGUAGUACAACUAGUUAUGGUCGUCAGAUGAUUGAAAAGACCAAGCAGGAAGUGGAGGCUCGCUAUACCAUCGCCAAUGGCUACUCUCACGACGCCCAAGUCAUCUACGGUGAUACUGAUUCAGUCAUGGUCAAGUUCGGGGUGACUGAAUUGGCAGACGCGAUGAAACUCGGCGAGGAAGCCGCCGACUUCGUAUCAUCCAAGUUCGUCAAACCCAUCAAGCUUGAGUUCGAAAAGGUGUACUUCCCUUAUUUGUUGAUCAACAAGAAGCGGUAUGCUGGUCUUUACUGGACCAACACCACAAAGCACGACAAGAUGGACACCAAGGGUAUUGAGACCGUGCGCCGUGAUAAUUGUCUGCUUGUCCAAAACGUCAUCGAGACGGUUUUAAACAAGAUUCUCAUUGAAAGAGACGUCGAUGGCGCGCAAGAUUAUGUCAAAUCGACCAUUUCCGACCUCCUCCAGAACAAGGUCGAUAUGUCAAAGCUGGUCAUCACCAAGGCCCUCUCACAGAAGGAGUACGCUGGCAAGCAGGCCCACGUCGAGCUGGCCAAGCGCAUGACCAAACGUGACGCUGGCUCUGCACCUGCUUUGGGUGACCGUGUGGCCUAUGUCAUGAUCAAGGGUGCAGCCAACUCCAAAGGUUACGAGCGGGCCGAAGAUCCCAUUUACGUCUUGGAAAACAACAUCCCCGUCGAUACCAAGUACUACUUGGACAACCAGCUUGCCAAUCCGCUUGGUCGUAUCUUCGAGCCCAUUCUGGGCGAGAAGAAGGCCAAUCAACUGCUGACGGGUGAACAUACUCGAUCCAUCUCCGUUGCUGCACCCAGCUUGGGUGGCUUGAUGAAAUUCACCAAGAAGACCCAGACCUGCAUGGGCUGCAAGAAGCCGCUCUCAGGCAAGGAGGAGCAGGAUGGUGCCGUAUGUCAGAACUGCCGGCCACGUCUCGGCGAGCUUUACACCAAGGCCUUAACCAAAACAUCCGACCUUGAAGUUCGAUUCGGUCGACUCUGGACACAAUGUCAGCGCUGCCAGGGCAGUCUUCACUGCGAGGUCAUCUGCUCAUCACGCGACUGUCCCAUCUUCUACAUGCGGAUGAAGGCUAAGAAGGAUGUUGAGGAUUCACAGAAAGAGCUAGGUCGGUUUGACAAUGAUGCUGGCGCAUGGUAA
Molecule: messenger RNA, 3312 nt
Organism: Penicillium maclennaniae
Lineage: Eukaryota; Fungi; Ascomycota; Eurotiomycetes; Eurotiales; Aspergillaceae
Product: DNA-directed DNA polymerase delta POL3
Exons: 3
Coding region: 1-3312 (1103 amino acids)
Biological process (GO): DNA replication proofreading; base-excision repair, gap-filling; nucleotide-excision repair, DNA gap filling
Cellular component (GO): delta DNA polymerase complex
Molecular function (GO): DNA-directed DNA polymerase activity; nucleotide binding; DNA binding
Source: RefSeq, a predicted model, not a curated record